This is a messenger RNA of Hemisphaericaspora subhashii, 1869 nucleotides long. Its product is annotated as non-canonical poly(A) polymerase. The record is from RefSeq and is a predicted model, not a curated record. Gene Ontology annotation, biological process: RNA 3'-end processing. The transcript has a single exon. Gene Ontology annotation, cellular component: TRAMP complex; nucleolus. NCBI's taxonomy places the organism in Eukaryota, Fungi, Ascomycota, Pichiomycetes, Serinales, Debaryomycetaceae. Gene Ontology annotation, molecular function: mRNA binding; poly(A) RNA polymerase activity. Bases 1 to 1869 code for a protein of 622 amino acids.
AUGGGGAGUAAAAGGAAGAGAGAUAUUUCAGAAGUAAGCAAGGCGUCGAAGAAGCCGAAACAAAAGAAACCAAAGAAGAAGAAGUCUAAGAAAUUUCCGACAGGAUCUAACAGUCUUGAACUCAAAGAAAACAAAUUUGCAAAAUUAGGUGAACACCUUGAGGACGAUUCUGAUUCAAGUGAUUAUGUAUUCGACUAUUAUAAAAAAGAAGGGUCAAAAGAAAGUGAGAUAGUGCUUAUAGAUAGUGACGAUGAGGAUGAUCCAGUGGUGGUGUCCUCCGAGGAAGUUGCCAAUGUUGACUCUGGAACUGAAGAAGUAUCAAAUGAGGGACCACAGCGAAAGAAACAAAAAGUGGAAGAAAAUGAACUUGCUAAGCAAGAGGACUUCAUUGGAUUUGGGUUUCUGUCAUCUGAUGAGGAAGACGAUGAUAAAGCGAAAUAUGAGGAAUUAUCCGACGAUGGAAUCUUAAGUGCCGAUGAGAACGGUUCAGUAGUCCACCAUCAAAAGAAGGCUCUGUAUCCAUGGGUGAAAGAUCAUGAUCAUUCAAAACAAAAGGAAAUAGCAGAUUGGUUGACAAUGGAAAUGAAAGAUUUUGUGAAUUAUAUAUCGCCAUCUAGUAAAGAAAUCACAACGAGAAAUACUGUGGUCAAUAAAUUAAAAGAAAAAAUUGCCAAAUUCUGGCCGGGUACUGAAGCUCAUGUUUUUGGGUCGUGUGCAACUGAUUUAUAUCUUCCUGGAUCUGAUAUUGAUAUGGUUGUGAUUUCCGAAACUGGAGAUUAUGAAAAUAAAUCCCGAUUAUAUCAAUUAUCCGCAUUUUUACGAAGACAUAAUUUAGCCAAAAAUAUUGAAGUUAUUGCUAAGGCAAAAGUCCCCAUUAUCAAAUUCGUUGAUCCUUAUUCUGACCUUCAUAUUGACAUUUCAUUUGAAAGGAAAAAUGGACUUGAUGCUGCCAAGAGAAUCCGUCGAUGGUUAGAUUCCACCCCAGGUCUUCGUGAAUUGGUACUCGUUGUGAAGCAAUUUUUGAGGUCUAGAAGAUUAAAUAAUGUUCAUGUCGGUGGAUUGGGAGGUUACGCAACCAUUAUUAUGUGUUACCAUUUCUUACAUUUGCAUCCAAAAGUUUCCUCGGGAUCAAUUGAUAUACUUGAUAACUUGGGUGUCUUGUUGAUAGAAUUUUUCGAACUAUACGGACGUAAUUUCUCAUAUGACAACUUGAUUUUGGCGAUCAAUACUGAAACCGAAGAGCCAAUGUAUCUUUUGAAAAGUGAGCACACCUCUUUGAGUACCAGAGGGGCAUUCGCAAUAGUGAUACAAGAUCCGGCUGAUAGGUUUAACAACAUUACUCGUGGUUCUUAUAAUUUAAGAGAUAUAAAGAAAGCUUUUGGCGGUGCCUAUCAAUUACUUGUUGAAAAAUGCUAUCAACUUAAUGCAUCGACCUAUAAAGAGAGAUUGGGCCAGCUGAUACUAGGGGAUGUUAUCAGAUACCGAGGACAAGAAAGAGACUUCAAUGAUGAUAGACAUAAGGUUGUAAAUAUUGCUUUGAUAAAUCAUGAGGAUGACUCCCAGGAAGAAAGCGAUGGUACAGGAGGGAAUGACAAGUACUAUUUUUCGGAUAUGACGGUUGAGAGCGAUUCUGAGAUAGUCCCUCCUAGAGCUCCAACCCCAUUGACUAAUAAGGCCAAAGAUACUAAAAAGCUUGUGGAAUCGUUCUUAAGUCUUGAGCACUCAGAUGAAGAACUGGAAACGAAAAAGGAUGAUAAUAACAAUGAUGACACUGCAGCCAAAGAAAAGUCUGCACCUAAGCAACCUAAAUCUGAGGUUGAGAAAGGUAUUAUAAGAGACUAUUGGAGGCAGAAGGGCCUCGAAUUUUAG